Peromyscus maniculatus bairdii (prairie deer mouse) is the source of this 4522-nucleotide messenger RNA. It is a transcript of the gene Sgtb, whose product is annotated as small glutamine rich tetratricopeptide repeat co-chaperone beta. Lineage: Eukaryota; Metazoa; Chordata; Mammalia; Rodentia; Cricetidae. Gene Ontology annotation, cellular component: TRC complex; membrane. Gene Ontology annotation, biological process: post-translational protein targeting to endoplasmic reticulum membrane. The record is from RefSeq and is a predicted model, not a curated record. Gene Ontology annotation, molecular function: protein binding; molecular adaptor activity.
GCGUCCGAGCGCCUAGCGAGCCGCCGGGUGGGUUGAGGGGGCGGCGGCGCUGUGGGAGCCGGGGAAGUUUGGGCGACGCGGCCAGAUCUGCGAUCCAGAGCGCCAGGCGCUCGAGCCUCGAGGACCGCGGGGGCAGGCGGACACGCUUCCCGACGCCCCCGGGGCCCGCAGCCGUCGUCUCGUGUCCUCUUGCCUGGGAGGUAGCCAAGCUUCUAAAAUGUCAUCCGUCAAGCCUCUGGUUUAUGCAGUUAUUCGUUUCUUGCGGGAACAAAGUCAGAUGGAUGCAUAUACUUCUGAUGAACAAGAAAGUUUGGAAGUUGCAAUUCAGUGCUUGGAGACAGUUUUUAAGAUCAGUCCAGAAGAUACACACCUAGCAGUUUCACAGCCUUUGACAGAAAUAUUCACAAACUCCGUCUGUAAGAAUGACAUUCAGCCCCUUUCAAACUCGGUGCCUGAAGACGUGGGAAAGGCCGACCAGUUGAAGGAUGAAGGCAACAACCACAUGAAAGAAGAGAACUACACUGCUGCAGUGGAUUGUUACACACAGGCAAUAGAAUUGGAUCCCAAUAACGCGGUUUAUUACUGCAACAGGGCUGCUGCUCAGAGCAAAUUAAGUCACUACACAGAUGCAAUAAAGGACUGUGAGAAAGCGAUCGCCAUCGAUUCCAAAUACAGCAAGGCCUAUGGAAGGAUGGGGCUGGCCCUCACCGCCAUGAAUAAGUUUGAAGAGGCAGUUACAAGCUACCAGAAGGCACUGGAUCUUGAUCCUGAAAAUGAUUCCUAUAAGUCAAAUCUGAAAAUAGCAGAACAGAAGUUAAGAGAGGUGGCUAGUCCUACAGGAACUGGGCUGAGCUUUGACAUGGCUAGCUUGAUAAAUAACCCGGCGUUCAUCACCAUGGCUGCAAGUUUAAUGCAGAACCCCCAGGUUCAACAGCUAAUGUCAGGAAUGAUGACAAACGCCAUCGGGGGACCCGCUGCUGGAGUGGGAGGCUUAACGGACCUGUCUAGCCUCAUCCAAGCGGGACAGCAGUUUGCUCAGCAGAUACAGCAACAGAAUCCUGAACUCAUAGAGCAGCUGAGAAAUCACAUCCGGAGCAGAUCAUUCAGCAGCAGCACAGAAGAGCAUUCCUGACUUGAUCAGGACCAUUGCUCCCAAUACAGAUAGCUUGUGGUUCUGAUAUGUCCACCUGUAGAUAAUAGCCAAAAACAAAGUAACAAAAUCCACCCUACACAAUGUCUGAAAAUAAUGGAGGAAAGUCUCUUGUGUAAACCUGAGAGAAUCCAUCUGUUUAGAAAAUAGUUUAUCACAAACAGACUUGAACAUAAUACAAACUCCUUUGGAAACAAACCAUCAGUAGCCUUGUUAAGUGCUAAUACAGUCUUGGGACAAGGGCCCAUCCAUUUUAAAACUUUUAUCAUCAUAUUUGUAUAUCAGACUUAGUACAGAGUAUAUUUAUUGAAUAGUAGGGCUAUUUAUUGGAAAGUUCUCUAGCUACAGGUUUCUCUAGCCCAUGGGUUUUGAGAGGGCCAUGACUAAGUAGAAAGACUUCUCAUGCUGGUUUAGAAGAAAAAGAGAGAAGCUUUGAUAUGUGCUACCAUCGGUAACACAUGUCUGUCUUGGGUACCGGUACUAUCUGUGGGGCAGCUUGUAUUGGUGUCAGGGGAUCUUCAGAACCGGCAGGAAGCAAUAUUGGUGCAAGUGAUGCUUUGAAGAUACUGUGAAUGUACAGAAAGCAGUGGUCGUAUGCUCAGGUUUUCUGCAUAGAUUUUAACUAAUCUUGUCUGUAGUUUAGUGUUGAUAGCAUUCGCAUGGUCAGUUAAGUACAUAAUGAAACACACUUAGAGAUCCUUAAGGGUACCGGUGGGGUCAGUCAGUGAGCACAACUGUUCUAUUUAAUUAUCACAGCUUAACUGUCACAGUUUCAUUGGUGGGAAACUUACCUAGGGCAGUAGCUAGUGACAUUUAAAAAAGCCACUGACUUGACCCCAAAUUAUAGGAUUUCUAAGUGGUAUUUAAUUAUGUGCCCGUCAACGAUGAUUUUUUUUUUUUUUGAACUUUACCAUUAUUUGAUGGCUAACAGAAGCAUCUAUUGCUAAUUUGUGUAAUCCUCUGCUGCAGUUUGGCUUGGCAUGUCAGUCUUAUGCUUACCUUUAAUUUAUUGCAAUUUAAACGUAACAGGAGACUUCAAAUAUCUUAUCCUAUUUAUGCAUCUGGCAUAUGGUUAGUAGGAAGAAAUGGCAUGGGAUACUAAUGGCAUGACUCUAGGAGCACUGAUGGAUGAGGAAAGUCCAGUUUCAAAUGGAAUUUGCCUACGUAACCAAAAACCUGGUUAAAUAGGGGCUGGCAUGUAAUGAUUUUGCAGGCGAUGAGGGGAAGGUGAAAAAGUAAUUUAAAAAUUAAUGAGGUGGUAAGGGCCUUCCCACAGCUCUUCUCAAUCUGUGCAUUUAGAAUCUUGAGGUUUCAAAAGUAACCUUUUCUUUUUUGCCUUUUGUAAGACAGUGGUUUUGUGAUUUCACUGCAAGCAUCAAGUGUGGGAAAUUAAUUAAAAAUCCUGGUUUAGGGUCAUGUCAUCAGAUUUGGUUUAGAUCACCAUUUUAAACAGUGCAUGAUGCAGUUAGAACUCAACUUUAGAACAACAUAAGGUUGUUCUUAAAUAGCCAGCAAGGACCUGGGCUCAGGCUCACGUGGGACAGACCCAAAACACAGUUCUGGUAGAGAAGAGGAGAACCUCUGUCACAGAACCAUGUUGUGUUGGCUUACACUCAGCAGCGAGUGUUCUUUGCAGAGUGAAAUACUCCCUGGUUGCCUAAAGGUUAUGACUGCAAUCAAAGAACAUUCGAAGUUGACCACUAAAAACCAGUCAUCCAGUGUUGAAUAUGUUAAUAAUCCUAGAACAUGCUUUCGAUUCAAUACAGUGAAUCCUUAGUGUGUUGAGUAGGAAACAGAAAAUACAAAUGGACAGUAUCAGAGAUGAAAGUGAAAGUGCAUGUCUAGUAUGUGAGACCAUGGGUUCAAGUCCAUCAUUGCAUUAAAAAAGAAAAAAGAGCAGAUGUAUUACCGAACAGAUCCUGUAGAUAUUGAAAGGGAAACUAGGGAGAUUGGGAGCAUAGUUCAGUUGGUGGUGCUUGCCCGGCACGAAUCCCUGGGCUACUUCUUCCCUACCUAGUACUGCAUGGAACUGGAAUGGUAAUGUGCACCUGUAAUCCCAACACUUGGGAAGUAGAGGCAGGACCAGGAAUUCAACAUCAUUCUUGGCUACACAGUGAGUAUGAUGCUAGCCUGGGCAUCAUAAACAAAACAAAACAUCAAAAACAAAACAAAACAAACACCCCAAUAGGAAAUAAACAGCAAAAAGGACAAUUAAAAAACACGAGUUCCCCUAGAUUUUUUAUUUAACAACUUUUGGAAACCAGUCUUUGUGAAGAAGAUAACAUGAAUAGGCAUCUUUGUUAAGAAAUGUCAGUACCUUCCAGGAAAAACAAAAACCCAAUAGGCUCAAAUGAUUUCAGUGGUCAACUCUAUCCAAGACUUAGGAGAGACUAAUACCGGUUCUAUACAACUCUUUCAGAAAACAGAACAGGAAGAAAUAGUUCCCAACUCGCUUGACCAGUAAUAUCCUGGUAAGAAUUAACAGUUCCCAUCAGCGGCUCAGAACACUGACUUCUUGUGCUAACACCCUUGGCUAAAGGGAGCUCUUCUUUUUACAUGAAAUUAAGGAACUGGUGUAUCUUCCAUUUCACUUCUUCAUUUGUUUCUUUGGGAACAAAUAUACUACCAGAUGUCGUUUCCUGCUUCCUUUUCCUUUUAUUCAGGACACCUUCUCUUCAGGUUUCUCCAUUUCAUUGCGAUCGUCACACUGCAAGCUAUUUCAAGAUUUUUUUGUGUGGUCUGAUUGUGCUAGAUGUCUUAAAAUUCUAAGAACUUCCCUAGGUAUUCCCCCUCCCCCUUGUCUGGAAAAUACACUUGCCGAGAGAAACAGGAUGGCAUUGAACUUGCAUACAUUCUCAUUAGGAAUGCCCGACUCCCGUGACCCCAUUUCAUUGGAGUAGCUGAAACUGUUACCGUGCUAUGCAAAACUGAAUAUGCCCUUUUUAUGGAAAUGGAAUUUCAUUUACUGUACCAAAUCAUCAAUCUAGUUUUUAUAAUAGCUGACACAGAUCCUUUAUAAGAUGGCAUUUAUCUAACUUUUAUUUAGAGUAUGAACAGUAUGUACCUAUGUUGUUUAUACACAGAAGAGACUUUGUAAUUAAAAGUAUAUAGCAGAGUAACUUUUAAAUUCUGAAUGAAUGAAAACAUGGUUCAGUCAUGAGAGGAUGCUUGAAAGAAUGCUGAUACAGACUGACUUGAUCAGUCGUGGUCGUUCAUCCUAAAGGAACCAAUUUCAGUUCUCACUGCUUGCAUUUUGUUUUGUUAGACAUUCAUCAAUCACGACUAAUGUGAAGGUCAAGCCUUCUGAAUAUAUCUUUCAUUUUGGACCAAAUAAUUUGUCAUGGCAAUAAAUAAUUAUGCAUUUAAGAAAAA